Amblyraja radiata (thorny skate) is the source of this 849-nucleotide messenger RNA. RefSeq names its product thioredoxin-like 4B (gene txnl4b). The transcript is spliced from 3 exons. Gene Ontology annotation, biological process: mRNA splicing, via spliceosome. Lineage: Eukaryota; Metazoa; Chordata; Chondrichthyes; Rajiformes; Rajidae. Gene Ontology annotation, cellular component: spliceosomal complex; U5 snRNP; U4/U6 x U5 tri-snRNP complex. The record is from RefSeq and is a predicted model, not a curated record. Bases 119 to 568 code for a protein of 149 amino acids.
GUCACGGGAGCGGAAGUUCUUAAUCCGGUUCAACCUUGCGUUUUCUCCGCCCAAUUUAUUGGAAUAACUUUAUUUUAACUCCUCGUUUUACUUAGCGUCAUCUCUUAAAACUGAGACGAUGAGCUUCUUCUUGCCAAAGUUACAAACUAAGAAAGAUAUUGAUCACAUUAUAAAGACUGUGGCGGAGAGGGUGUUAGUGCUGCGAUUUGGCCGCGAUCAGGACCCGGUCUGUCUGCAACUCGAUGAAAUUCUUUCAAAGACUGCUCACGAUCUGAGUAAAAUGGCAGCCAUUUACCUGGUGGAUGUUGACAGUGUACUUAUAUAUACUCGCUACUUUGACAUCAGUUACAUUCCUUCUACAGUGUUCUUCUUCAAUGGCCAGCAUAUGAAAGUGGAUUAUGGGUCUCCAGACCAUACAAAGUUUGUUGGGUGUUUCAAAACAAAGCAAGACUUCAUAGAUUUAAUUGAAGUAAUAUUCCGUGGAGCAAUGCGUGGAAAACUAAUAGUACACAGCCCUAUUGAUCCGAGGAACAUCCCAAAGUAUGAGCUCCUUUAUCAUGGCAUCUGAAUACAUCGGCUGGCUGUUGGCUUUAGAGUUGUAUCACAGCAAAAACUUUCAAUUUCUCGUUGUUUUGAAUCAAAUGUUCCCCAGAUAUUGAGGAACUUUGAAAUGUUGGUUAAGUACUUAUCUAGUUCAUACAAUUAAUCAACACAAAAUUCCUUCGAAGAGAUUUGCAGGAACUAUUUUGUAGAACUCCUGGUCCACCAUUGUUUAGAAUUUCACAAUCCUGGAACUGCAAAUUUCAGCUCAUUAUUAAAGCUGCUGCCUCGGGCUUGAUUCAAAGACGA